AUGUCAUCAUCCGCCCUCCGCACAUCUAUGAGAAUGGCCUCGCGGCCGCAGCAGCGCCUGGCCAGCAUUCAGAGGCAAUUCAGCGCCUCGUCACAACAGAAGAAGGAGGUCAGAGAUGCGUACAUCAUAAGCGCCAGUCGAACACCAACUGCAGUGUUCAAUGGCAACUUCACCACUGUCUCGGCCACCCGGCUCGGUGCCACGGCGAUCAAGUCCGCCCUCGAGAAGUCGAAAGUCCCAGUCUCUUCCAUCGAUGCCGUAUACAUGGGCAACGUGCUGUCAGCAGGCGUUGGACAGGCGCCAGCACGACAGGCCGCUAUCUUCGCCGGCCUGCCCACCAGCGUUGAGGCCACCACCAUCAACAAAGUGUGCGCUUCUGGACUGAAGGCUGUCAGCAUCGCCGCCUCGACCAUUGAAUUGGGACAGGCUGAAGCACAGGUUGCUGGUGGCAUGGAGAAUAUGACCCGCGUACCAUACUACCUCAACCGCGCCAGUCAGCAGCCCGCCUUUGGACAUCAAAAGGUGCAAGAUGGGCUGAUCGCCGACGGUCUCUGGGACGUCUACAACCAGAUCCACAUGGGUAACUGCGCAGAGAAGACGGCAAAAGACCACAGCAUCUCGCGCAAAGAGCAAGACGACUAUGCCAUCCUCACGUACAAGCGUGCCCAGCAAGCCUACAAGGACGGCCUCUUCAAGGACGAGAUCGUGCCUGUGACGAUCAAAUCGAAGAAGGGCGACAUUGUCAUCUCAGAGGAUGAGCAGUACAACAAGCUCAAGCUCGAGAAGGUUGCCACACUGAAGCCUGCUUUCUCAAAAGAAGCAGAUGCCUCGGUCACCGCGGCAAACAGCUCGCCCCUCAGCGACGGCGCAUCCGCCCUCGUCCUGGGAAGCAAGGAGAUCGCGCAGAAGUAUGGCAAGGGCAGCCGCGUGCUCGCCAAAAUCGUCACUUACUGCGAUGCCUCGGUCGACCCCAUCGAUUUCCCCAUCGCUCCUGCCUCCGUAGUCGAGAAGCUGCUGAAGCAGUCUGGUCUAAGCAAGGAUGACAUUUCGAUCUGGGAGUUCAACGAAGCCUUCGCUGCUGUUAUCAAGGCGAAUGCUAAGAUUCUCGGCCUGAAGGAGGACAACGUCAACCCUAGGGGUGGUGCUAUUGCGCUGGGUCACGCCCUGGGAAGUUCCGGAAGCAGGAUCUUGGUUACACUGCUGCAUCAGUUGGAGGUUGGGCAGUACGGUGCUGCAGCGAUCUGCAACGGCGGUGGCGCGUCGAGCGGUAUUAUCGUCCAGAGGGUCAGCCCCGAUCAGUUGUAG
Molecule: messenger RNA, 1305 nt
Organism: Didymella exigua CBS 183.55
Lineage: Eukaryota; Fungi; Ascomycota; Dothideomycetes; Pleosporales; Didymellaceae
Product: acetyl-CoA acetyltransferase
Exons: 2
Coding region: 1-1305 (434 amino acids)
Biological process (GO): fatty acid beta-oxidation
Molecular function (GO): acetyl-CoA C-acetyltransferase activity
Source: RefSeq, a predicted model, not a curated record